Molecule: messenger RNA, 1984 nt
Organism: Heterocephalus glaber (naked mole-rat)
Lineage: Eukaryota; Metazoa; Chordata; Mammalia; Rodentia; Bathyergidae
Gene: Snx24
Product: sorting nexin 24
Molecular function (GO): phosphatidylinositol phosphate binding
Source: RefSeq, a predicted model, not a curated record
CAGCUGAUCUCUGACGCCCGCCCUCCCGCAGGCCGCAGCGGCGCGGCCGGGCCGGCUCCGCUCCCGACGCGCGGGCCAUGGAGGUCUUCAUCCCGUCCUUCCGCCACGAGGAGAGCGAUCUGGAGCGCGGGUACACGGUGUUUAAGAUAGAAGUGCUAAUGAAUGGAAGAAAACAUUUUGUUGAAAAAAGGUACAGCGAGUUUCAUGCCUUGCACAAAAAGCUUAAGAAAUGUAUAAAAACUCCAGAAAUCCCUUCUAAGCAUGUCAGGAACUGGGUCCCAAAAGUCUUAGAACAACGACGGCAAGGUUUGGAAAUGUAUUUACAGGCUGUCAUUUUAGAAAAUGAAGAGCUUCCAAAACUGUUUCUUGAUUUCCUAAAUGUGAGACACUUGCCCUCUCUACCAAAGGCAGAAAGUUGUGGAUCUUUUGAUGAGACAGAAUCUGAGGAGUCAAGCAAACUGUCCCACCAGCCAGUGCUGCUGUUCCUCAGGGAUCCAUACGUCUUGCCUGCAGCCAACGAUUUUCCAGAUGUGGUUAUUGAAGGAGUGCUCCGCGGGAUAUUUUACCCUCAUCUGCAGCCCAGGUAGAAACCCUACAUGGCUCAAAGAAGCUGAAGCAGGUUUCAAAGUCGUAGUCAAGGAAAUCGAAAUCUACCAAAUUAACCUAAACUCUAUGACAUAACAGCUGUAGCUAGUGGUAAAAUUCAGUCCCAGCUUAAUUCAGGGCAGGGACAUUUCCAUUAGAAUGGUGCUUUUAAAAAUAGAAACUGAACCAGGGCGAUGAUCAGGUUAAAGCCAAGUGUUUAAGUAGAACAUUGCUGCCAACUUGGAAACCCAUGAGGAAGAGGCCAUGGUAGAUUCCUGGGAGUACCAACUGUAACACAGCGAAGGUACUCUCUGCUUCACUGCACCAUUUUCUAAUGGAAAACCAUAUCCUGAAUUAUACUAGGCUGAUCAACUUGGCUCACUUUUUUGUUCAAAUCUCUUCACACACUGAUCUUUGUACAUGAGAUUUUCUCAGCCAGUGAUGGUACAUUCUAAAGUACUGGCAACCAGAAGUGUAACCCAGAAGCACUGCUAAGUGCAAGUAAGAAACCAAACUGGAAGUUACAUUAUAUUGACAAUACUGUGGCAUUUAAAAUCAUGAUUUGCAUUACAGUGAAGUUGUGUCACACCUUGGGGUUAGCCUCUGACGUCAGCAAUAAGAUGAAAUGGGCAUUAGGAAGACCCUAGCCUUGGAAAGGCACUGGGCUAGAAGCCUGUACAUCACCCCAUCAAGACUUUCCUCUCAUGUUGGAGCCAGGAGGGUUUCUUUGAAGACCAAGUGACAUUGCUGGUGUUUUUAGAGGCCAUUUUAUAUAAAGAGCACAUCCUUUCAAACACUAGAAUCACACUUAGCCCUGCAAGAUGGUCGCUGGUGACAGGCAGGUGUGAGCUGACCACAAUGGAAGAAAGCAGAUGGACCUUGCAAGGACCUCACUCUCUGAGGAGGGCCAGGGGCUGCAGCGUGUCGCACUGUUUUCCUUUUCACUGACCUCAUGUUUGAUUUAAUGAAGUUUAAAUGUGUAUAUAACUCCACUGAACAUCGUAGCAACAUUAGUUAUUUUGGGUAGUAAAGGAUAAAAGCAUAUAUACUACCUAUAUGUAUGUGCUAUAUGUGGGCAUUUCAUCGAAUACUAAUUAAUAGCCUGUUUAUGGUUACUAGUUUUAACAAGUUUCUGUGUGGGAGAAAAAUAUUUAAAAUUGUAACUAAUAACUAAGUCAUUUUUUAUUACAAUCUGAAUAUACAGGUUUAAAGGCUGCUGCAAACUUAAAGAUUAUGUUUUGUGAUAGAUUAUGUCACUACAUGUUGGAAAUAAGAACUGAGUAAUGAGGUGUUCUCAACCAAAAAUGACAAUAUUCAACCAUUAGCAAUAUUUUUGAAAUGUUUUUAUGUUACUUGCUAUUUUGAGUUAAAUAAAAACAGGCAACAAGAAAUAUUGGAA